Messenger RNA from Paramormyrops kingsleyae, 3460 nucleotides. RefSeq names its product zinc finger MYM-type protein 1-like. NCBI's taxonomy places the organism in Eukaryota, Metazoa, Chordata, Actinopteri, Osteoglossiformes, Mormyridae. The record is from RefSeq and is a predicted model, not a curated record. Gene Ontology annotation, molecular function: protein dimerization activity.
AACGUAGACAGCGCAUGCGCGGACAUGCGUGCUAUAAAUCAACCGGGAUUGCAGCUCGGAUCGCGACAAAGACGCUUGUUUCGGAUGCAGAAAUGGAGGUAUGGAGAACAAGUGGGAAGAGCUAUUCACCUUCCUGUCUGUGGGAGCGUACCCACCAGGGUAUGAUAAGUCCCAGAGAUUAAGUCUUAGGAGGUACGCCUCCAAAUUCACACUACAGGAAGGACAGCUCUUCUUUGGAACCAGAAGAGCUAUUAGAACCAAAGAAGAGGCAAGGAUGCUGUUCAAGGAAUUUCAUUCCUCUCCACUGGGGGGGCACACAGGCGUUCUAAAAACACGCUCUGCCAUGUGCUCCAGAUUUUACUGGCAUGGCAUGACCGUUGAUGUGGACAACUGGGUCCUGGAGUGUGGUAAAUGCCAGAAGCCUCUGACAGCUCCACAGCCAUCACAGUGUAUUACGUGUCAACAAGAAGAACAGUAUCCCAAAGCGAAGCGGAAAAAGCCGUCGGGGGCUCAGUACCGGAAAAGGAGGAAGGAGGAAGAGGAGAGGCGUAGGAGAGAAGCCAUUCUAAAAUAUCUAGAGUCAAGCUCAACAGCCGAUGAAGUUCCGAGCACGUCUUCCUCAGGUGUUCCUGUUUGUUCAGAAUCGCUUGACGAAAUGAUGCAUCGGCCGGCUGCAUCUUAUUCUGCUGAUGGGAACACGAGACUGACCACCGAUUCCACCCUGCCGGUUUACUCAGACGUAACAGAGACAUCCUCCCCUGUGCUGCCUGUUGAGGUGAAAACAGAUGAACCAAGUGCUGCUGAUCCUGCUGACUGGCCUUCAUAUCUGGGUGACACUGUGAGGACAGUCAUAGUGGGCAGAGGACCGUAUCAGUGGCAACAAGACGAUUAUUCCAAAAUGAAGAGGAAAAAGCCAUCGGGAGCUCAGUACCGUAAAAGGAGAAAGGAGGAAGAGGAGAGGCGUAAGAGAGAGGCCAUUCUAAAAUAUCUGGUGUCAAGCUCAACAGCUGAUGAAGUUCCGAGCACGUCUUCCUCAGGUGUCCUUGUUUGUUCAGAAGCACCAGAGAUUUCCUCCUCUGCCUUCCCUGUUGAGAUGCAAACAGAUGAACCGUGUCCAGCGGAUCCUGCUGACUGGCCUUCACCUCUGAAUGACACUGUGAGGACAGAAUUAGUGCUGAGAGGACCGUAUCAGGUACCCCCUGAUUUUGUGUUUCCAAAGAGAGAUGGUGCGAGAAGUUGCCAACACCUGUACUUCUUCAGAACCUUAAAAAAUUGUGAGAAGGUCAAAAGAAACUGGUUGAUAUACUCCUACAAAAACAACAGUCUUUUUUGUUUCUGUUGUAAACUUUUCUCUACCAAGACCAUUCAUUUAAUAAAUGGAGGCCUGACGGAUUGGAAAAAUGCAACAACUCUGUUGAAUUCGCAUGACCGUAGUCCUGAUCAUCUAAGGCACUUGGCAUCAUGGAAAGAAUUUGAGUUGCGGCUCAAGGCAGCUGAAGCUGUUGACAAACAAGAGAUGACCGUCCUUGAUGAUGAGAAGCGGUGGAGAGCAGUGCUGGCACGGCUAAUUGCCAUUGUACAAUCACUAGCAGUUAGGAAUAUGGCACUAAGAGGAGACACGGAGAAACUCUAUUGUCCUUCAAAUGGAAACUUUUUGAAAGAGGUAGAGCUUCUAGCACAAUUUGAUCCUAUAAUGAAAGACCACGUCCAUAGGGUUAAAAGCGAGUAUUCACACCUGAGCUACUUGGGCAAACACAUUCAAAAUGAGCUCGUUGAGUGCAUUGGUGCAAAAGUUUUAGCAACAGUGGUUCAGGAGAUAAAGCAGUCAAAGUACUUCUCUCUCAUUUUGGGCUGCACCCCAGAUGUCAACCAUACAGAACAUCUAUCAGUGUUAAUCAGAAUUGUGACACUGGGAGAAGACCCUCAGGUCAAAGAGCACUUCAUGGGCUUCCUGGAGGCAGACGAGUUCACUGGGCAGAGUUUGGCCACCUUAAUUUUGCAGAGGCUGGAUGAUUGGCAGAUUUCCUUUGAUGACUGCAGAGGACAGUCUUAUGACAAUGGCGCCAACAUGAGGGGGAAAAGCCAAGGAGUUCAGGCCACGCUACUGCAGAAAAAUCCAAGAGCAUUUUUUGUUCCCUGUGGGGCUCAUACCCUUAACCUGGUUGUUGCUGAUGCUGCAAAAAGCUCAAACGAUGCCAUGGGAUUUUUGGGAGUCUUGCAGAAGCUCUAUUCACUGUUUUCUGCCUCUACGCAGAGAUGGGCCAUCCUUGCAAAACAUGUGACCAUUACUCUCAAAAUGUGGUCUGAGACAAGAUGGGAGAACCGAGUGGAGGCUUUGAAACCUCUCCGAUAUGAAAUGUCGGGUGUGAGAGAGGCACUGCUUGAGGUGAGAGGCCAGACCAAAGACCCAGUCAUAAAGGUCGAGGCCCAGUUCCUGGCAGAGGAGGUGGGCUCGUUCCGCUUUUUGCUUUGCACAGUUAUCUGGUAUGACAUCUUGAAUGAGAUACAACAUUUGAACAAAGUCCUGCAGUCUGAAACAAUGCAGGUGAGUGUAGCUGUCAAUCUGCUGAACCAUGCUGAAGUUGCUCUGCAGAACUAUAGAGCCACGGGCUUUGUGGCUGCACAAAGCUCAGCCAAGGACAUGUGUGAAGAAAUGAAUGUGGAGGAAGUCCUUACACUAAAGAGGCUGAGGUCUACAGACAGGCUGUCUUCCUACGAGUCUCCUGAUGAGCCAGAACAUGAUGCCCUUAAGAAUCUUGAGGUGAACUUCUUUAACAUGGUUGUUGAUUCUGCCAUCUUUGCUGUGAAGGAGAGAUUCCAGACUCUUGGGGAUGUUGAAAACAAGUUUGGUAUUCUGUCCAACUUCCAAAGCCUACCUCACCAAGAUCUGAUAGAGCAAGCAGAGGCGCUUGGGCAUGCUUUGAGCUGUGGAGGACAGUCUGAUUUGGAUGGAAGGGAGCUUGCUCAGGAGCUGCGAGACCUACCUGACUUGCCAUCACAGACCUUCAUGGCUCUGGAGUUGCUGAAAUUCAUACAAGCAAAGCAGCUCUCUGAAAUUUACCCAAACCUGUGGGUUGCUCUCCGGAUUGCAUUGACUCUACCAGUUACAGUAGCUUCAGUAGAGAGCUUUUCAAAAUCAAAGCUCAUCAAAACCUACCUAAGGUCUACAAUGUGUCAGGAACGCCUCAGCAGUCUGGCUGUAAUGAGUAUCAACCCUGACGUUGUUGGUCGUAUUUCAUGUGAUGAUGUCAUAGAGGACUUGGUGGGGGGGUGCCAGCGGUAAAGCCGGCUGUGGGCUCCACAUGGGCUUUGAUCGUCGUCGUUCUACAAUGUAACCUCCCUCCAGGCUGGAGUCAGGAUUGGACAGCUGAGACUCUCCCUCACACACGCCUACACACCCCCUUACACUCUAGAAGCUGCCCCCCAAAUCUUUCUUGAAGUAAAAUUUUGAAUUUUGAGA